UUCUCUUCAUCUUUAUACCUGAGAGAGAACUUCUUCGCAACCAUUCUAUCUUUCCUUUCCCCUAUCCCAAAACAACCUGACAAGUCUAUCUCUCUCUCUCUCUCUCUUUUUCUCUCUCAAAAGCUUCAACUAACAAGAAAUAAAUGGCUCACCGUAUAGCUCCUCGCUGCUUCCAGAUCAUGCUUCUAUGUCUUCUUAUCACUUCACCUCUAGAUGUUAGAGCUCAGGGAGGAGAAGGUGAUAUACCAGUAGUUAAUCCUACACCUCAAGGUGGUGAUACCACCACACCAACCAUAACCCAACCAUCACCGCCAACCUCAACAUUCCCAGGUCCAGUCACGAACCCAAAUCCACCAACCGGCGGCUAUCCACCACUAGAUGGUACAACACCACCAACAGGUGGUGGCUAUCCACCACUUGAUGGCACCACUCCAACCGGUGGUUACCCACCACUUGAUGGUACUACACCACCGGUUGGUGGUGGUGGAGGUGGUGACCCUGGUGCAGGUGGUGGUGCACCUGGUGGAGGUGGUGGCGGUGGUGGUGACAAUGGUGGAGGUGGUGGUGGUGGUGCACCUGGUGGAGGUGGUGGUGGUGGUGGUGGUGGUGGUGGAGGCGGAGGUCAGUGGUGUAUAGCGAAAGCAACUGCUUCGCCAACAUCAUUACAAGUGGCUUUGGAUUACGCUUGUGGGUAUGGAGGAGCUGAUUGUGGCCAGAUCCAACAAGGUGCAAGCUGCUACGAGCCUAACACUAUUCGUGAUCAUGCGUCCUUUGCUUUCAAUAGUUAUUACCAGAAGCAUCCUGGUUCAGAUAGCUGCAACUUUGGAGGGGCUGCACAACUUACCAGCGCAGAUCCAAGUAAAGGAAGUUGUCGCUUCCCAUCAUCAUCAGGAACUGUCAGCACAAGCCCGCCAAGUCAACCAAGUCCACCAGAUUUUAAUCCACCACCUUCUACUCCUGCAUACCCACCCCCAAUAACAACUCCACCUACAGACAUACCUGGUUCUGGACCACCCUACGGCGUGGCAGAGCCAACGGGGCUUCCGAGUUCAGCAACUCAUGUGUCACGUAGCUUCUUCUCAAUGUUUACAGCGGUAGGAAUACUAGUGCCACUGCUCAGGCAAAAUUAUCUCUAAACGGACAAAGGGUUUCAGGAUUUCCAUCUCUCUCUGCAAAUUACAAGACUCGUUUCCUACAAAUACACCAUCACGAUAGUAUGGAGUUGAAGAAAUCAGCCGUGAUCAGCAAGAAGAUUUUAAUCCAAGACCUUACACAAAUCAUCUGUUCUCUUUGCUAUAUAGUUCAUAAUGGGAAGUAUAUUUAUUUAGUAGGCAAUAUUACAAAAUCAAAGGGCUUAGGUUAUAUACAUUCUUGUAGACACGUUAAGCAUAAUGUAUCUCUUUUACAGUUCUAGAGAAUAAAAGUACUUAGGGAUUGGUUAAAAA
Raphanus sativus (radish) is the source of this 1445-nucleotide messenger RNA. RefSeq lists its product as uncharacterized. The coding region runs from base 144 to 1136 and encodes 330 amino acids. NCBI's taxonomy places the organism in Eukaryota, Viridiplantae, Streptophyta, Magnoliopsida, Brassicales, Brassicaceae. The record is from RefSeq and is a predicted model, not a curated record. The transcript has 6 exons.